This is a messenger RNA of Tarenaya hassleriana, 1271 nucleotides long. RefSeq names its product proline-rich receptor-like protein kinase PERK13. The transcript has a single exon. Lineage: Eukaryota; Viridiplantae; Streptophyta; Magnoliopsida; Brassicales; Cleomaceae. The coding region runs from base 26 to 1060 and encodes 344 amino acids. The record is from RefSeq and is a predicted model, not a curated record.
GAAUGUUUUCUUGCUUGCAGCCUCAAUGUCUCGCCACCACUAUGAGACUAACCCUCAUUUCAUUAGAUUUCAGCCUCAGGAUCAACAACGCGGUGGUCCUUCCAUUCCGUGGACCUCUCCUCCACAUUCAGAGCAUCCCCACCACCACGGCUCGGACCCAGACCCCGAUCCACGGCCCAGGGUGCAGAUAAAAUCCCGGGAAAGACAACGACGUGCUUCCCCCGCCGAGGAAUCCCGUCAACCCCGUGGACCACCUCCAGCAAGACCCUUGCCGCUGAGCCCAGAGGAGCCAUUACCACCACGCCACAGUCCAAGCUCUGCUAGACCAUUGUUACUUAGCCCGGAAGAGCAACGUCCUCCACCCGGCCAUGGACCACCGCCACCACAACAUCCUUCGGCCAAGCCCUCUCCGUGGAGGGCAGCAGAGACGGCACCACCACCGCGACAACCGCAUCACCAUGGCAGUGGCCUACGGAUACCGCCACCCGAGAAAACGAAUGCUGUAACAUGGUCAGCAGCCGUCUGCUGUGCCAUCUUCUGGGUCAUCCUGAUUCUCGGCGGCCUCAUUGUCCUCAUCGUCUACCUCGUCUACCGACCACGUUCCCCCUACUUCGACAUCGCCACCGCAAACCUAAACGCCGCCUACCUCGACAUGGGUUUCCUCCUGAAUGCGGAUCUCACGGUCUUUGCAAACUUCACGAACCCGAGCAAGAAAAGCAGCGUGGAUUUCAGCUACGUGACGUUCGAGCUCUACUACUACAACACCCACAUCGCGACUCAGUACAUAGAGCCGUUCAAGGUGCCAAAGGGGAUGUCGAUGUUUGCGAACGUGCAUCUGGUGAGCAGCCAGGUUAGGCUCGAGCCGUUGCAGAGCCAGGAGCUGCAGAAGCAGAUAGAGAGCGGACCGGUGUUGCUGAAUCUGAAGGGAACGUUUCAUGCCCACGCCAACCUCGGCAGCCUGUUGAGGUACUCUUACUGGUUGCACACUCAUUGCAGCAUCUCGCUCAACGGCCCUCCUUCUGGUACUAUGCGAGCUAGACGCUGCAACACCAAACGCUAGCUGCGUUUGCGUCUGCGUUUUCGGUUUUGUUGUGCGUUUGGUGAUAUAUAUAGGUUACGAUUAAUGGGUUGAUUGUUAUUGUGUUUUUGCUUUACUCUUUUUUUUUGGUCUCAUGACUCGUGUGAUUAGGAAUAAACAGACGGCAAAAGGACACGACUUGUAAUGUUUUAUUGCAAUAAUAGGAUUCAUCGGAUUUGUAAUAAUAUAAUUU